CUACCUGCCCCUUAGGCCUUAACCCACCUCCCUUAAAUACCCACCUUUUUCUACUAACCUUUCCUACAUAUAUCACUUUGCUAAAAAAUCUUUCUAUGAAAUAGUAGUAACCAAUUUCUCUCUCUCUCUCCCCCUUUUGUGUGUGAGAAAUAUAAUGUCCAUAAACCAUAUUUCUUCAGAACUUCCAGAAACAGUGUGGUGGACUAAACAACAACAACAACAAUAUAUCAUAGACUCCUCAACCAACAAAUCCUCAUCCUCUCUUUGGCCUCCUCCUUCUCAAUUCUACCCACCUCAAACUAAUACCAUGUUCGCCUUCAACCUUAACAACAACAGUACUAGUACUAUUAACGACGAGGAUGAGGAACAAGAACAACAAGAACAAGAACAAGAAAAAGAACAAAAUUUGGAACAUCAAGAAAUCCCAAAAGAGCAUUUGUUCGAGAAACCUCUAACACCUAGUGAUGUUGGGAAGCUCAACAGGUUGGUCAUCCCAAAACAGCACGCUGAGAAGUAUUUUCCUCUCAGCGGAAACAACAAUAACAGCAACAACAACAACAAUGAUUCGAGUACUGAAAAGGGAUUGUUAUUGAGCUUCGAGGAUGAGUCAGGAAAGUCAUGGAGAUUUCGAUAUUCUUACUGGAACAGUAGCCAGAGUUAUGUAUUGACCAAAGGUUGGAGCCGUUUUGUCAAGGAAAAAAGGCUUGAUGCUGGUGAUAUUGUUAUGUUCGAGCGACACCGGUCAGAUGCUGACCGGCUAUUUAUUGGGUGGAGGCGGAGGAAUACUGCAGUCAUCCCUGCAGCUGCUGCAGCACAAGAUAGUUGUGCUGCAGCAGUAGCUCCGCUUCCGCCAGGGAUGGUGGGCCCUGGAUGGGCCCAGGUAUACUACGGUGGGCAUCCUUAUCCAGGGCCUGGUGCAGGUCUUCCAUACCAACCUGACUGUCUUCAUGCAGGAAGAAGAGCAAUGCAGAACCAAACAACAGCAAGUGUGAACAAUAAUACAAGAAGACAGGUGAGGUUGUUCGGGGUUAACUUGGAAUGCGAGGUCGAUGAGUCAUCAUGGUCGGAGCCACCUCCGACCCCAGAUGGUGGUGGCUCUUCCACAUCGAGCCACCAUCAUGGUCAAGAUCAAGCCAGCCAACACUAUUAUCAAUACCAAUUUCAGUAUUCAAAGCCUCAUGUUCCAGCAGCUGCAUCUUCCUAUAACAAUAAUAACCAUCACAAUCACACGGAUAUGAAUUUCUCAAGAGAUGUCAACCAGAUGAGAUAUCACCAGGGAUAAGAUCUGCUGUAGAUUUGACAUCCAGGAUUGACUAUUACAGGCACUUGGAACUUUUUUUGUAUUAAAAAAAAAUGAAAAUAUUCUUGGAAAAAUAGGGAAAGAAAAUCCAAAAAGGGAAAAAAUCCCAGAUUUUCUGGCAACUUUCUCCCCCUAAAAAAGAUAAGUGUAUAUCAUAAAACUCUUUAACGCGUAUUCCAAGUCCAAGGGGAAUGGAAAGAACCAUAUAUAUGAAAUAUUUGGAGAUGCAACUUUGAAAGAGACUAGAGGGUGUUGGGUUUGUGAUGUGGGGAGAGGUGGGCCCAUCAGAAUAUAGAUGACGUCAGAAAAAACCCAGAUGGAAGAAUAUAUAAUUACAUAAUUUUUUUUUUUAGUUUUUGUUUUUCCUAUUUUGGUUGGAACCUGUGGAGAUUCUGCCUGAAGAUUUUUGUUAGGCUUUCAUCAUAAUCAUGACAAUUGACCAAAAAUGAAGAAUAGUAAGAGAGGAAGAAGAAAGAUGGCUCUUCUGCCAAGUGGUAGUGGUAGCUAGUGGGUGGUGGACUUGUUUUCUUAUUGAUAUAUGAUAAGAUGGCAGUCUGUCACAGCCCAAUUAGUCAUUUUAUAAAGGAAAAAAAAAUGUUCUUUGCCAUCUCUUGAAAGGCAGCUAACAGUUAACUACUUUUCUUUCACAUGUUGAUGCUAAUCCAAUGGCAGAAUUCUUUUUGUUCAACAGUAGUAGAUGUAUCUGUACAUUGUACUUUUCGUGUUUUGAUGAUUCGUAUGAAAAUCUGAUGAAAAGACUCAUCAAUCUUUACCUCUGUGAA
Molecule: messenger RNA, 2082 nt
Organism: Capsicum annuum
Lineage: Eukaryota; Viridiplantae; Streptophyta; Magnoliopsida; Solanales; Solanaceae
Product: B3 domain-containing protein At2g36080-like
Exons: 3
Coding region: 155-1282 (375 amino acids)
Molecular function (GO): DNA binding; DNA-binding transcription factor activity
Source: RefSeq, a predicted model, not a curated record